CUUGUGUCUAUAUCUGCCUUUGGUCUCACCACAAAUGCUCCCAUGAAAUAUCCCAUUUUGUGGUCAGCAAGGAAGAGAGGAGACAGAAGGAAAUCAGGACCUAAGCAAUGCUGUGUGUACAGCAUCGACGAGCUUUUGCCUCUCCUGGUUUACUACCCUUUUCUUCUCACCAUCUACGUUGUCUCAUUACCUGCAGUUGGAAUGUUCACAAUCCUAAUAUACCUGUCACUGGGUUGAUCAAAUGCAACAUACCCCAUGCUGGAAGAGGUAAAAGGCAUCUGCCAAGAUCCUACCGUUCCAUCUCCUUCGAGGAGGAAGAAGAAUCAAGUCUUGACUCUAGCUCCGAUCAUUUUUCGAGGUUUGAAGAAGCAGUGAAGCUGUUCAAUGGAAGGGAAUACUAUGCAUGCCACGACUUGCUUGAAUCUCUUUGGUUUGAAUCAUACGACCCUCUUCGUACCCUUCUUCAUGCCCUCCUCCAAUGUGCUGUUGCUUUCUAUCACCUCUUUAACCAGAAUCACAAGGGUGCAAUGAUGGAGAUGGGAGAGAGUUUGUGCAAGCUUCGAAAGCUGAAUUUUGAAGGGGGGCCUUUUCAUCAGUUUGAACAAGAGCUCUCUACUGUCCUGAAUUUCAUCUAUCAAACUCAGUUGGAGCUUGCUGCCUGUACUGAAGACUUUUGCCUGACAAUGGAACAAACUGAAAGAUCAUACCAACUCCUUGAGGGGUAUGGUGCAGGGCAACGCCUGUAUUUUCUUGAAGAAAGCGACGAUGAGAAUCACAACAAUCACAUUACAUACCUUGUCUUUGAUCCUCGAAAAAGUUAUGGUGCCACAAGCCUUCCUCCAACAAAGGUUAAACUUCCUAUCUUGGAAGCAACUCGAAACCAUCUCAUGUCCUUUGAAAACUAUUAAUCAAUUAGUCUUUGCGAAGAUAUUAGUUUUUACACUGAUGGUUAAAAAUUAAAAUCAUACUUUGAAGUUUCAAUGUGAAAUUAUUUUUGAUGGAGUAAUCAUAUAUUUGCAGUUU
Messenger RNA from Chenopodium quinoa (quinoa), 1023 nucleotides. RefSeq lists its product as uncharacterized. The transcript has 3 exons. The record is from RefSeq and is a predicted model, not a curated record. The coding region runs from base 108 to 908 and encodes 266 amino acids. NCBI's taxonomy places the organism in Eukaryota, Viridiplantae, Streptophyta, Magnoliopsida, Caryophyllales, Amaranthaceae.